AUGUCAUCCGAUGGAGAAUUCACCAGAACACAGAUCUUUGGUACUGUAUUUGAAAUAACCAAACGGUAUACCGACUUAAACCCAGUGGGUAUGGGUGCAUUUGGUCUUGUUUGUUCUGCCGUUGAUAAACUUACUGGUCAAAAUGUUGCUGUCAAGAAAAUUAUGAAACCAUUUCUGACUCCUGUAUUAGCUAAAAGAACUUAUAGAGAAUUAAAAUUAUUAAAACAUUUAAGACAUGAAAAUUUAAUUUCAUUGGAUGAUAUUUUCUUAUCACCUUUAGAAGAUAUCUAUUUCGUUAAUGAAUUACAAGGUACUGAUUUACAUCGUUUAUUAACUUCAAGACCUUUAGAAAAACAAUUCAUUCAAUAUUUUACUUAUCAAAUCUUAAGAGGUUUAAAAUAUAUCCAUUCAGCGGGCGUAAUCCAUAGAGAUUUAAAACCUUCUAAUAUUUUAAUCAAUGAAAAUUGUGAUUUAAAGAUUUGUGAUUUCGGUUUAGCUAGAAUUCAAGAUCCUCAAAUGACUGGUUAUGUUUCAACAAGAUAUUAUAGAGCUCCAGAAAUUAUGUUAACUUGGCAAAAAUAUGAUACAGAAGUUGAUUUAUGGUCAGUUGGUUGUAUCCUUGCUGAAAUGAUGGAAGGUAAACCUUUAUUCCCCGGUAAAGAUCAUGUUCAUCAAUUCUCUAUAAUAACAGAAUUAUUAGGUUCCCCCCCUCCUGAUGUUAUUGAUACUAUUUGUUCAGAAAAUACUUUACGUUUCGUUCAAUCUUUACCUCGUAGAGAACCAAUUCCAUUUUCAGAAAGAUUCGGUCAUUAUACUCAUAUCGAACCUAAUGCUAUUGAUUUAUUAGAAAAAAUGCUUAUAUUCGAUCCAAAAAAGAGAAUAAGUGCCGUACAAGCUUUAACUCACCCAUAUAUGGAACCUUAUCAUGAUCCAACUGAUGAACCAAUUUGUGAAAGUAAAUUCGAUUGGAGUUUUAAUGAUGCUGAUUUACCAGUUGAUACUUGGAGAGUCAUGAUGUAUAGUGAAAUCUUAGAUUUCCAUCAAUUUGUUGGUGAUGGCCAAGAUGGUAUUGAUGGUAUUCAAGGUCAAACUGUUCCUGCUGAUCUCCCUGUUCAACAACAACAGCAACCACAAGAACAACCAGUUGAACAACAUUAA
Messenger RNA from Scheffersomyces coipomensis, 1158 nucleotides. It is a transcript of the gene HOG1, whose product is annotated as mitogen-activated protein kinase. The record is from RefSeq and is a predicted model, not a curated record. The transcript has a single exon. Gene Ontology annotation, biological process: protein phosphorylation; osmosensory signaling pathway; stress-activated MAPK cascade. Lineage: Eukaryota; Fungi; Ascomycota; Pichiomycetes; Serinales; Debaryomycetaceae. Bases 1 to 1158 code for a protein of 385 amino acids. Gene Ontology annotation, molecular function: MAP kinase activity; ATP binding. Gene Ontology annotation, cellular component: nucleus; cytoplasm.